Molecule: messenger RNA, 888 nt
Organism: Branchiostoma floridae (Florida lancelet)
Lineage: Eukaryota; Metazoa; Chordata; Leptocardii; Amphioxiformes; Branchiostomatidae
Product: shootin-1-like
Source: RefSeq, a predicted model, not a curated record
UUUGGAAUCGGCCGAAGGUGACUAACGAGAAAGGAAAGCCAACAUGGCGGAGGAACUGCAGGUGGAACUGGACUUGUGGCAGGAAAAGUUCCGAAAUUCGGAGGAAAACCUGUCAGCACUGAAAAAGCUAUGCAUCAAAGCUAUCCAUGAGUUUUCUGAGCUGCAGCUGAAGUACAAUGAGAACCAACAACAGUAUGCCGAGUUGUCAGAGAGGUUGGAGAUCACAGAAGCCCAGCUGGAGAAACUACAGUCAGUAUCGGAGGCUGUGUACGACGAGUACAUGGACGUGACAACAAGCCUCGAUGUGGAGAAGAACUGCAGGGAACAGGCAGAGAAAUAUGCUGCUAAUAUUGUGAAGGAGAACAAGCAGCUGAAGAGAGCGAGUCAGAUGUUCAUUCAGCAGCACGGCGGGCAGCUGCCAGAAAUCCCUGUCUUCGAGGAUGGAGACGACUCCGAGGUGGAAAGACUCAAUGCCAGAAACAAAGAAAUGAGUGACGAGUUGUCUGAGCUGAAGCUGCUCCAGUCCAGAACUCAAAGGAAGUUGGAAAAAGCUGAAGAAGACAUCAGGGUCAUCAACCAACAGUAUGUAGAGGAGUAUGUUGCGUCAGCAGAAGGCCAUGACCAGACAGAGCGUCAUCGUCAUGCAGUCAGUAGCAGCAGACGAACGUCUGAUGAAAUCCCUACAAGAAGUAGAGGAGAUGACAACAACACUUGAGAAGGAGAGGUUUGAGCAUGAACAGAAGAUAAAGGAGAUUGAGGAGCAAGUUGCCACGCCAACAGAUUUGGAGGAUCUGGAGAAGAAGGUUGCCUUGUCGAUGGAGGAGACAGAAGCACAGGAGAAAAGAGCACAGGAGGCAGAGGAGAAGGUCAAGGUUUUGGAGAAACAAG